AUGGUACGACGCAUGCUAUACAUGCAGGCAGGUAGGUUUUUUCAACAGAACACCCUCGCUGACCAUGAGCUGCGGGGCCCUCUUCAUGAAUUUUUGAUUCAACAGGAGCUUUUGGCUUUCUACGCCAAAGUAGGUCUGUUUGCUGUCCAGUGGAUGGAGAAUGAAGAUCCGUCACGGGUCGCAACAGUGGGGCAUGAGCCAGUCAUCCCUGACAUGGAAAUUUCUGUGGCUCAAGUAGGGCGGAGAGCCCAUGAAGCUCCCGCGCAGAUGCAGUUUCCAGGGCUUCACAAGGUUCAGAGAGAUCUCGGAGAUCUUCGCUCUGCAGUGGUGGUCGAGGCAGUGGCGCCGCCUGCGGAAGAUGGGCGUUCUUUCAAGUUCAACAAGCGCAUCGCCUCCGGCUCCUUUGACCCUGCUCUGAAGAGGAAACCACAGUCCAGGCAGUUUUCGUCUCGCGAAGAUUUGGCACCAAAGGUUCCCCAGGCGAACGAAGAAAGCAACGAGGUCAACCAGACUGUGGAGACGCCGGAGAAGAAGGACACCACAAUGCAAUCCUCUUGGAUCUGA
Cladocopium goreaui is the source of this 564-nucleotide messenger RNA. NCBI's taxonomy places the organism in Eukaryota, Dinophyceae, Suessiales, Symbiodiniaceae. The record is from the annotation of a GenBank genome assembly.